AUGGGCCCCUGUACCGCCUCCUCAUGCUGCUGCCAGGCCCGUAAUCUGCCAUGGGCCCCCGUACCGCCUCCUCAUGCUGCUGCCAGGCCCGUAAUCUGCCAUGGGCCCCUGUACCGCCUCCUAAUGCUGCUGCCAGGUCCAGAGUGUGUCAUGGGUCCUUGUACGGCCUCCCAUUGCUGCUGUCUCCAUCGCCACACUCUGCCAUGUGUCACUUUCAGGUCUCCUCACACUGCUGGUGGGUUCCAUUUUGUCAUAGGGUGCUGUAUGGCCUCCCAUUGCUGCUGCCUCCAUCGCCACACUGUGGCUCCACACUCUGGUUUUGGCCCCGUGACUGCCCAAAUGAGUGAAGUGUGCGGUGAUUCUAAGAUCGACGGCACUCAUCUGCAAGGCAUACUGACUGACAGUAUUAUUUCUCUUCCCCAGCAGACUCCAAGGGCAUUUAAAUUAAAGGUACAGUGUUCUGCACUAAUAUGA
Molecule: messenger RNA, 474 nt
Organism: Staurois parvus
Lineage: Eukaryota; Metazoa; Chordata; Amphibia; Anura; Ranidae
Source: the annotation of a GenBank genome assembly